Messenger RNA from Drosophila novamexicana, 1963 nucleotides. Its product is annotated as organic cation transporter protein. Gene Ontology annotation, molecular function: transmembrane transporter activity. The transcript has 7 exons. Lineage: Eukaryota; Metazoa; Arthropoda; Insecta; Diptera; Drosophilidae. The record is from RefSeq and is a predicted model, not a curated record. Bases 32 to 1750 code for a protein of 572 amino acids. Gene Ontology annotation, biological process: transmembrane transport. Gene Ontology annotation, cellular component: membrane.
AUAUUCUGUGAUAAACAAAGAAACUACUAAAAUGACCCAGUCCAAGGAUAAUCUGGAGAAGACCAGGGAGCUCAUCAGCGAGGAGAGCAUGAAGGAUUUGCUCACAAAGCAGCUGGAAAUUGUUGGCAGUAGCGGCGCCUUUGUUUGGGCCAUCUUUUUUCUCUGCGUUACGCCCAACAUUUUGAACGGAUUCCAUGUGUCGUCGUACACGCUGCUCGGCCAUCUGCCCGAGGAUCAGUGGUGCGGCAUUGACGAACUGCGGAACACCAACUGGACGCUGGCCCAGAAGCGCAGCAUCAGCGAGCAUGAUCUGAACUCGGGCGGUUGCACGGUCUGGGAUUGGGACUACCAGCAGCUGAGUCAGAUGUCCUACGAGGCGGCACUUAACUACACCAGCCGCAUGGCUGCGAUCAAGCAGCCCACGGUGGUGUCCUGCAAGGCCAAGGGCAGCUACGAGUAUUCGCAUCCGGAGACCACAUUCGUUGCCGAUUGGGAGCUGACCUGUGAGCGCAGCAUUCAGCGCACAUCGGCCCAGGUUUCCCUAUCCCUAGGCAAAUUCUGCGGCUCCUUCUCGUUUGGCAUACUGGCUGACAAAUUUGGUCGCAAGACUUCGUUUACGUUGGGCGCCGCUUUCUUCGUUGUGGGCAGCAUCUUUUGCAGCUUCUCGCCCUGGUACAGUCUCUUUUUGAUUGGCCGCUUCGCCUUGGGCGCUGCCUCGUCCGGUUUGUUCUAUCCUGCAUUUACGAUGAUUGUUGAGAACAUUUGCCUUAAGCAUCGUUCCUGGAUGUCGAUUGCCUUCUCUGCCUCAUAUCCCGUUGGCAUGAUCCUGCUGGCCAUUGCGGGCUAUCUGAUACAGCCCUGGCGUUAUCUGCAAUUGGCAUUGACCAUACCCUCGCUGCUUCUGAUCCUUAAUUGCUAUUUGAUGAACGAAUCCCCACGCUGGCUCAUAACGAAACAGCGUUACGACCGUGUCUAUCAAAUUCUCUUCAAGCAGCCCAGCCAUUAUGAGGUUCAGCCCACAGUUGCGCCAGCCACCGAAAUUGUUAGCGAUAAGAAAACGCUAGAACCGAUCCCGAAUGAUUCGCUUGUCAAGAAGCUAAAGAAUGGUCCGCUUAAGUCAAUUAUCGAGCUCUUUGCGAAUCCGAAAGUGCGCAAACUAAUCUUCACCUCGUACUUCAUGUUCUGCGUAACCUCGCUCAGUUACUAUGUGACGGCUCUUAAUGCCGCCAAUCUCUCGGUCAGUCGCUAUCUGUAUAUUAUAGCCACUGGCGUUGUGGACAUACCCUCGUAUCUGGUGCCGGUCAUUAUGCUGCGCUAUACGGGCCGUCGUAUUACCACAAUGUUCCUGUUCAUGUGGACGGGCGUAUCGCUGCUGUUGGUGCUCUCUGUGCCCGCUGGCAGCACCACGUGGAUCGUUGCGUUUGCCAUGUUGGGUCGCUUUGGCAUCAGUGCCACCUACUCGGUUGUGACGCUUUACACAGCAGAACUGUAUCCCACCGAAAUACGUAACUCGGCGCUGGGCACCUGCUCCACAUGGGCGCAUGUCGGUUCCAUUUCGGCACCCUAUGUGGUCGAUGUGCUGGGCGCAUUAGGCUGGUACAUUCCGACAACAAUCUGCGGCUGUUGCGUUCUAGUAGCAGGCCUGCUAACGCUUACGCUGCCCGAAACGGGCACGGGACACCUUUCCGAUAAGGUUGAGGAAGCGCCCGCCGCCAUCGAAGAGACCGAGAGCAAGCCUGAAAAGCAGUAAGAUUGAGCCACAACCAAGCCGUGUAGGCUGGUCGAUGGGUUCCACUAGUUAAGUUAGUAUACGAUCGAUCAUACAUGCUACCUAUGUAUACGUAUUCUACAAUGUUACGAUUGUAAUACUACCAGUACUACUCUAGGCCUAAGUUUUCUAUGCGUAAUUGUUGUUAUUUUUACUAUUCCUUGCAUUGUCGUAGCAUAUAUAUUCGUAAAUGUU